Messenger RNA from Lactuca saligna, 393 nucleotides. NCBI's taxonomy places the organism in Eukaryota, Viridiplantae, Streptophyta, Magnoliopsida, Asterales, Asteraceae. The record is from the annotation of a GenBank genome assembly.
AUGGUAGAAAGUAAACUAGAUCCUGGAGUCUACAAAAAGCAUGUUGAAGAUACAACAAAAUCAAACUUGACUGGAUUUGCAUUUGUUGUUAUUGGCAUUGUUCAUCUUGCUGGAGGCAAAAUUUGUGAAGGUACUGUAAUAAAUUUUGUACUUUAUAAAAAUUUAUAUGUGUCUGAUCCAGCGAGCUUUUUGGAAGGAACAUCUAGUACAAUAACAUCCCAAGAGGUUGUCUAUGAACGUGUACGAAACGAGAUGCGUGACGAAAUGGAUGCUAAAGCUGCAGAAAUGGAAGCUAAACAUCAACAAAUGCAUGUAUGCAGCCUUGCAAAAUAUGAUGGGAAAUUGAAAAUUAGAGGAAUGAGAACCGAAGAUGAUUGGAUGGACAUGAAAUGA